AUGAACCCAAACGAGCUGGUCCACUACCUCGCCGACAAGCCCCCUUCGGUGGUUAGGCUCGAGAUUGAGAAGCACUUUGAUGCCCUGAAUGACAAGCAGAAGCGUUACGCUCACUUUAUCAGCAAAGCUGCUUUCGCUGGUACCAGAAUUGUCCUUCGACAGAUCUCCCCCGAGUCUGAGCCAAUAUUUGACUUGAUUUUGACUCUCCACAAGUCUGCCAACGGCGAUUGGACUGCCCUAGCAAAGAAGGCUGGCGUCGAAGAAGAUGAGGUUACCCGCUUCCUCGAGUACGCUGCCAUGUUCCUUGGCAACAAUGGCAACUACAAGAGCUUCGGCGACUCCAAGUUCAUUCCCCGGUGCUCGGAGAAGACCGUGGCUGCUCUCGCUUCCACUUCACCUGAGGCCAACAAGUUUUACGAGGCGACAAAGGGAGGCAUCUUCAGCUCUAGUAACCCCGCCAUGAUGCACCUUGGCUAUCCCGACGAUGGCCACAUGACUACUUACUACCCCGAAUCUUCGCACAUUACGAAGGACGAAAUCAAGGCUGUUUCUGACUGGAUGGAGUCCAAGGGUCUUUUGCCCGAGAACAACCGACUUCGCAAGACCUCAGAGGGUAACUACGAGAUCCUAAUCGCUUCAGCUGUCAAGGAAAUCCCCAGUGAAGGAGGUGACGUUGGCAAGCAGACCGAGUUUACCGUGGAGGAUGGACCUCUCAAGAGCAAGACAAUCAAGCUGGUCUACGGCGACUAUGCUGAGGAGAUGAAGAACAUCACAGCUUUCAUCAACGGUGCUGCCGAGAAUGCGGAGAACGAUACCCAGAAGAAGAUGCACGAGGCUUACAGCAAGUCCUUCGAGUCCGGCUCACUGGAGGCCUUCAAGGAUAGUCAAAGAUACUGGAUCAAGGACAAGGGUCCUAUGGUUGAGUCCAACAUUGGCUUCAUCGAGACCUAUCGAGACCCUGCUGGUAUUCGUGGAGAGUGGGAAGGCUUUGCCUCUAUGGUCAACCUUGAGCGAACUCGCGCAUUUGGAGAGCUUGUGAAGAACGCCCCCAAGCUCAUUCCUCUGUUGCCUUGGGGCUCGGAGUUUGAGAAGGACAAGUUCCUGUCUCCCGACUUCACAUCCCUCGAGGUUCUCACCUUUGCUGGUUCUGGUAUUCCUGCUGGUAUAAACAUCCCCAACUAUGAUGAUAUCCGCCAGACUGAGGGUUUCAAGAAUGUGUCACUUGGAAAUGUUCUCAGUGCCAAGGCACCUGAUGAGAAGAUUCCUUUCAUUCGAGACGAAGAUCUUGAGGUUUACAAGAAGCAGAGAGAUGCUUCCUUUGAAGUUCAAGUUGGCCUCCACGAACUUACUGGUCAUGGUUGCGGUAAACUUCUCCAAGAGACAUCCCCAGGCACCUACAACUUCGAUAAGGAGAAACCUCCCGUCAGUCCUGUGGAUAACAAGCCUAUCACAACCUGGUACAAGCCCGGUCAGACUUGGGGUUCUGUCUUUGGUAGCAUUGCUGCCUCGUACGAGGAGUGCCGUGCCGAGCUUGUUGCUAUGCACCUAAGCUGCGAGUUCCCUGUUCUCAAGAUUUUCGGAUUUGGUGAUGGUUCCGAGGAUAUCAAUGGCGAAGCUGGUGAUGUCCUUUUCGCCUCCUACCUAUCCAUGGCCCGAGCUGGACUUGCUUCCCUUGAGAUGUGGGAUCCUAAGAGCCAGAAAUGGGGCCAGGCUCAUAGCCAAGCUCGCUUCUCCAUCCUCAAGUGCUUCCUUGAGGCCGAGGACGAUUUCUGCAAGCUUGAUUACAAAGAGGAUGAUCUUUCCGAUUUGACCAUCAAGUUGGAUCGCUCCAAGAUCCUUACGGCUGGUCGAGAUGCUGUUGCCAAGUAUCUCCAGAAGCUGCACAUCUACAAAUCGACCGCCGAUGUUAAGACUGGUACUGACUUUUACGUCCACAUGACAACUGUUGACACUGAAUUCUGGGGCAAGAAGGUCCGUGACAUUGUUCUCAAAAACAAGCAGCCUCGCAAGGUCUUCGUUCAGGCCAACACGUCUCUGGAUGAGUCAUCUGGAAAGGUUUCGAUCAAGCACUACGAAGCCUCGUUGACUGGCAUGAUUGAGAGCUGGGUAGAGCGCAACUUGUAA
This is a messenger RNA of Fusarium oxysporum Fo47, 2124 nucleotides long. Its product is annotated as dipeptidyl-peptidase III. Gene Ontology annotation, molecular function: metalloexopeptidase activity; dipeptidyl-peptidase activity. Bases 1 to 2124 code for a protein of 707 amino acids. The transcript has 8 exons. The record is from RefSeq and is a predicted model, not a curated record. Gene Ontology annotation, biological process: proteolysis. NCBI's taxonomy places the organism in Eukaryota, Fungi, Ascomycota, Sordariomycetes, Hypocreales, Nectriaceae. Gene Ontology annotation, cellular component: cytoplasm.